AUGCCUGAGAGCUCUGCACACAUUAUGGAGGAGGAGGUGGAGACCUUUGCCUUCCAGGCUGAAAUUGCUCAGCUGAUGUCCCUUAUUAUCAACACUUUCUACUCAAAUAAAGAGAUCUUCCUUAGGGAGCUCAUCUCCAACUCCUCAGAUGCCUUGGAUAAAAUCAGAUAUGAAAGCUUGACGGAUCCCACCAAACUUGAGUCCUGCAAGGACCUGAAGAUUGAAAUCAGGCCUGAUCUGCACGCUCGCACCCUGACCAUCCUUGACACAGGUAUCGGCAUGACCAAAGCUGACCUGAUCAACAACCUGGGCACAAUUGCAAAGUCCGGCACCAAGGCUUUCAUGGAGGCUCUGCAGGCUGGAGCUGAUAUCUCCAUGAUCGGCCAGUUUGGUGUGGGUUUUUACUCUGCCUACCUAGUAGCCGAGAAGGUGACAGUCAUUACCAAGCACAACGAUGACGAGCAGUAUAUGUGGGAGUCUGCAGCUGGAGGCUCAUUCACAGUCAGGCCUGAUACAGGAGAGCCAAUUGGCAGAGGCACAAAAGUGAUCCUUCACCUCAAAGAAGACCAGACAGAGUACUGCGAGGAGAAGCGCGUCAAAGAAGUUGUGAAGAAGCACUCACAGUUCAUUGGCUAUCCCAUCACACUUUUUGUGGAGAAGACAAGAGAGAAGGAAGUAGACCUGGAGGAGGGAGAAAAGGAAGAGGAGGUUGAGAAGGAGGCUGCUGAGGACAAGGACAAACCUAAGAUUGAGGACGUUGGCUCUGAUGAGGAUGAAGAUACAAAGGAUGGCAAGAACAAGAGGAAGAAGAAGGUCAAGGAGAAGUACAUUGAUGCCCAGGAGCUCAACAAGACCAAGCCUAUCUGGACCCGUAACCCUGACGACAUCACCAAUGAAGAGUAUGGCGAGUUCUACAAGAGUCUUACCAAUGACUGGGAGGACCACCUGGCUGUGAAGCAUUUCUCAGUGGAAGGCCAGCUGGAGUUCCGCGCCUUGCUCUUUGUACCCAGAAGAGCUGCAUUUGACCUCUUUGAAAACAAGAGAAAGAGAAACAACAUCAAGCUUUAUGUGCGCAGGGUCUUCAUCAUGGACAACUGUGAAGAACUGAUCCCAGAAUACCUCAAUUUCAUCAAGGGUGUGGUGGACUCUGAGGACCUGCCACUGAACAUCUCCAGAGAGAUGCUGCAGCAGAGCAAGAUCCUGAAGGUCAUCCGCAAGAACCUGGUCAAGAAGUGCCUGGAGCUUUUCUCAGAACUGGCUGAGGACAAGGACAACUACAAGAAGUUCUACGAGCAGUUCUCCAAGAACAUCAAGCUUGGAAUCCAUGAAGACUCCCAGAACAGGAAGAAACUGUCUGAGCUGCUCCGCUACUACACCUCAGCCUCUGGAGAUGAAAUGGUUUCCCUCAAGGACUAUGUCUCUCGUAUGAAGGAUAACCAGAAGCACAUCUACUACAUCACUGGUGAGACCAAAGACCAGGUUGCCAACUCUGCCUUUGUGGAGCGCCUUCGCAAAGCUGGCCUGGAGGUCAUCUACAUGAUUGAGCCCAUCGAUGAGUACUGUGUCCAGCAGCUGAAGGAGUAUGAUGGCAAGAACUUGGUUUCAGUAACCAAGGAAGGCCUGGAGCUGCCUGAGGAUGAGGAGGAGAAGAAGAAGCAGGAAGAGCUCAAGACUAAGUUUGAGGACCUCUGCAAGAUCAUGAAGGACAUCCUUGACAAGAAGAUUGAAAAGGUUGUAGUUUCGAACCGUUUGGUUGCUUCCCCCUGCUGCAUUGUGACCAGCACCUAUGGAUGGACGGCAAACAUGGAGAGGAUCAUGAAGUCUCAGGCACUGAGAGACAACUCCACCUUGGGCUACAUGACUGCAAAGAAGCACCUUGAGAUUAAUCCCUUGCAUCCAAUCAUUGAGACCUUGAGGGAGAAGGCAGAGGCUGACAAGAACGACAAAGCUGUGAAGGACCUGGUCAUCCUCCUGUUCGAGACCGCUCUGCUCUCCUCAGGAUUCACACUGGAAGACCCACAGACACAUGCUAACCGCAUCUACAGAAUGAUCAAACUUGGUCUUGGAAUUGAUGAUGAUGAUUCUGCAGUUGAAGACAUAAUUCAGCCUGCUGAUGAAGAUAUGCCAGUCUUGGAAGGCGACGAUGACACAUCAAGAAUGGAGGAAGUUGACUAA
Molecule: messenger RNA, 2175 nt
Organism: Pelmatolapia mariae (spotted tilapia)
Lineage: Eukaryota; Metazoa; Chordata; Actinopteri; Cichliformes; Cichlidae
Gene: hsp90aa1.1
Product: heat shock protein 90, alpha (cytosolic), class A member 1, tandem duplicate 1
Exons: 10
Coding region: 1-2175 (724 amino acids)
Biological process (GO): protein stabilization; protein folding; cellular response to heat
Cellular component (GO): cytosol; protein-containing complex; perinuclear region of cytoplasm
Molecular function (GO): ATP-dependent protein folding chaperone; ATP hydrolysis activity; disordered domain specific binding
Source: RefSeq, a predicted model, not a curated record